Rhizophagus irregularis DAOM 181602=DAOM 197198 is the source of this 390-nucleotide messenger RNA. RefSeq lists its product as uncharacterized. The record is from RefSeq and is a predicted model, not a curated record. Lineage: Eukaryota; Fungi; Glomeromycota; Glomeromycetes; Glomerales; Glomeraceae.
AUGAAGCCCAACCACGUUUUCGUGUUAACCAUUUCAAUCAUAAUUAGUCUAAUAGCUUUUAUUUCGCUCACUGAAGGCAAAAUAGUAACGAUUGAAAACAAAUUGGACAAAAAUACAGCGGCAAUGGCUGCUGCUCUCACUUAUAUGGGUAGUGGUCGUUAUAAUUGGGGCGAAGACGAUGGUUUGAUCGAUUAUAAUUGGUCAGUUUCUCAUCACGGCUUCGAAUUGUCUAUACCUGAUGAUAUGAUAACUUUUAACCUUGUUUUUGGUGUUGCCGGUUCUAUUAAAGAAGAUAAAUGGUUCGGACCAUUCGAUAAUACUCAGGAUAUCUGUUGGCACUAUCAUGGUCACCAAAAUAAUUGGAAAGUAUAUCCUUGUGGUAGUCAAUAA